CGCUUCCGCCCGGCGGCAUCAUCCACCCCGGCUCCAUGCUGGCUGUCAACCACGCUCAUCGCGCCCCGCACGGGCGCGCUCAGCGGUUGCAGGUGCUGGACACCGAGUUCACCGCCGACUCGGUGGAGUGGUGCCCGCUUGAGGGCCACCGGCGCCUGCUGGCCUGCGGCACCUACCAGCUGCGGGAGACCGAGGACGCCCAGGAUGAGCAGAACCUGAGACACCAGAAGCGCCUAGGUCGUCUCUACCUGUAUCAAGUUCAGAACAUGACACCAGGCAGCCCGCUGGAAGAGAUGUGCCUGCAGGAAGUACAUCGCAGGGACACAGCGGCCAUUCUGGACAUAAAAUGGUGCCACAGUCUAGUUGCCGACCAUGUCGUCUUGGGAGUGGCAGAUGCCAGUGGGUUGGUGCAGCUCUUCUACCUGCUGGAACAUGAUGAGAACCAGUAUUCUCUGGAGCCUUUGUCUCACUUUGCCCUGGAGGAGCAGACACUGGUCCUGUCCUUGGAUUGGUCCACGAGGAACUGGGAGAGAAAAUCCAGCCAGCCUUUGAACAUCAUCAUCAGCGACUCCAAAGGGUACCUGCAUCUGCUGCAGGUGGAAUCGUCAAGCGGCUCCCUGAUGAAGAAGGCCACUUGGAAGGCCCACAAGUUUGAAGCCUGGGUCGCCGCUUUCAACUACUGGCAGACAGACAUCAUGUACUCAGGUGGGGACGACGGUAUGCUGAAAGCCUGGGAUUCCAGGAUAACUGGGGUCAAUCUGUUCAGCAGCAGAAGGCACUCGGCGGGUGUGUGCAGCAUCCAGAGCAGCCCCCAUCGUGAGCACAUCCUGGCCACAGGCAGCUAUGACCAGCAUGUGCUGUUGUGGGACACUCGCAACAUGAAGGAGCCCCUUGAGGAUGUUUCCACGGAGGGUGGCGUGUGGAGACUCAAGUGGCACCCUUUCCACCCACAUUUGUUGCUGGCGGCCUGUAUGGGUGGUGGUUUCCAGAUCAUCAAGUACCAGGACACUAGCGAAGAGAAGAAUGAUGUACUACUGACCUCUAUGGCUCACAUGCAGUCGGACUCACUGGUAUAUGGGGCCGACUGGUCCUGGCUCUACGUCAUCAACAGGUUCCAGCCCAACUUGGACCCUUCUCUAAGGAGCACAAUCAACCCAUUCAGCAAGGCGUUAACAAGAUGUUCAGAGAACAUUAACCAAGCACAGGACACAGCACUUUUGUCAAUACAGAGCCCAUUCUGGCCAAUACAGGCAAAGGACCAAAGUAGUGUGGAGGAGGUAAAGGUUGUGUGUGAGAGCAACAGCUCCCUGGAUAUAGCAAGUUUUGAUAUCAAUCUCCUGGCCACUUGCUCUUUUUAUGAUCAUGCUCUUCAGUUCUGGAAGUAUGACAGUAGUUCUGAAAGCUGCAGCUAGAAAGGAUGCGGGGGAGUGGGAUCAUAAAUAAAAUUAA
This is a messenger RNA of Suncus etruscus (white-toothed pygmy shrew), 1449 nucleotides long. RefSeq names its product diphthamide biosynthesis 7 (gene DPH7). The record is from RefSeq and is a predicted model, not a curated record. Lineage: Eukaryota; Metazoa; Chordata; Mammalia; Eulipotyphla; Soricidae. Bases 36 to 1412 code for a protein of 458 amino acids. The transcript is spliced from 9 exons. Gene Ontology annotation, molecular function: protein binding.